AUGCCUCGGUUCAGGGCGAAGCCUUCCAAAAAGGCACGACCAUCAUCAAUAUCCUCUCGGAAGAAGCAGGGCAAGGUCAAAACCAAAGAAAACACCUCGGAUGACCGCGCCGAGCGAAGCCCUCAGCAUGCCAUCGACAGCGAUCGGCUUAUCGAUUCGAAAGGCAAGCAGAGGGAGGUCGUCGACACUGUGCACUUGGCCGCAAGAGCCGACCCAUCCGACACACCUUUCCUUCCUGGCCUGAUGGUGCCCAGCUCGAUCGCCUCUGUCUCUUCAGCAACAUCUACUCCUACCACCACUACCUCUCCUACCUCAACUGCGGUCACCAACCCGAUUGCCACACUUCAUCACAACACCCCACUCAUCCUGUGCAUCGUUGUAGGUGCCGUGGUCGUAAUAGCCACCCUUUCUGUCGGACUCGCCUGGGUUUUGCGUCUCGCCUGCUGUGCGGGCGACCGUCGAGCCAGGCGCAAGCGAAAACUCGACCGAGCCACCUGGAGCCCCUCUGCCGACGUCUCCAAGGACCACACAGAUAAGGCUGAGGAGCGCAACUCGUUCGACAGCGUCACUGUCACCGCCGACGACGACGUCAACGCGAAAGACGUCAAGAUCGAUCUUCUCUUCAGCGACACUGCUAAGGAUGGUGCGCAGGUGACUCGCGACGUGCCGGUGCUGGGCUAUGCUGACAACGGCAAAGCGCCCAGGAGCACGUGGAACGGCAAGGGAUGGACUCUGUUUGACCCUCCUGUUGCCGCUAUCCAGCCUCCAGAGCCCGCAGCGACGAGUACACCGACAGCCGCUGUGCGAGGCGGUAACUACGGAGCUGCGAGGCAGGAGCUUGCCGAUCGCGAUGUGGGCGGCUUCACCUGGCCUGCCUCUGUUCAGCGCCAGCCCAGCUUCAUCGAGCGUCUUGUGCAGCGACACCACCAAGCAUCCGAUCUGCCCACAGCGGCGCCGUCUCUGCCAUAUCCAUUCCAGGCCAAGCCGCCGCAGCCCGCCUCGCGCAUGGCGAGUCUCGGUGGAGCGGCCAAUCGUGCGGUCUUAAACAUGCUGCCUGUCACGCUGCGCAAUGCUGCGACGACUGCGUCGCGACAGCGGGCCACGCGAAAGCGAUAUAACGACAUGCAGCCCUAUCUGGACAGUGAUUUCGAGGGAACCAUUGGCGGCAAAGAUCGGGAACUGCCCAUGGCACGGCGCCUUCGACGUGCCGAGGAGCGUAUGGCUGUCGACUGGACGACUGAGGAGGAAGGUGACGCAUCCGCUUUGGAGGACAACGGAAAGCUUCCACUACACAACAAUGCGCACACCUUCCCUCGGGUGCAACCGGUCUUCGUGCCUACUCCAGUCCUGAAUCCGCAAGGCAAGGCCGCCGUCGAGUUCACCCCGGGAUUGGCCGGAGUGGGAGCUGCCUGGUCAAGACGAGGUUCUCAACAGCCUCUGCUCCCAGCAUCCGACGCCGCCGGCGUGGUUGGCCGCGCAUCGAUGGCGACGGAGCGCUUGCCCAAAGUGAUCGGGCCCAAUCGUGCCUCGCUACUGCCCUUCCCCGAGUUGGAAGGAGACCGACGCACAAGGCUGCUCGGAAGCGUCGGACGCUGGCUGGGCCAUGUGACAGAAGCGGGCGAGACUGCCGACCCAUACACGGCGCUGUCUCCACGUCCCGAUCGCAGGAUCACCAAGAACGGCAGUCUGCGCAGCGACUACACUUCGACAACGCUCGCCGACUCGACUGCCUCCAAUUCCGAAACGCACAUCGAUGCGCGAACGAGCACCAGCGGCGCUGGCAAGUCCGAGCGUUUAUUGGAGCGGGUCGACGCCGAUCAGGCUGAGCACGACCGUCAGCAGCGGCGAUUGCUGCGCAAGGCGCGUCUCUUCGCUCCCACCAGCGUGCCGGUUGAUCUGGAAGCGCAGCAAGCUACCGCUGUCAAGUCCGAUUCAGACAGCCCAGCCGGAGUCAAUGUGAGCCGUGCGCCCAGCAUCCGACCUCAAUUCUGUGCCACUACGGACCUGAAAAGCUGGCUGGAGCCGGGCAAGGUCUCGACUACACAUGGCUUCAAAGUGCUAGAGGCACACGAAGCGGCCAGCAGCGUAGGUGUUGAUCCGUUUGCUUCCGAUGCUGACUGUGGCAAGACCAAGCCUUUGCCCUUCGAUGUUCGUCCCGUCAAGCCGAAGCUGAGGUCAUCCAGCUCUAAGCAGCAAUUGCGCUCGAGUACGAAGGACGCCAGUCGACAGAAGCGAGAGAUGGCGCGCUCAACCAACACGGGCCUGGCCAAGAAGGCCAGCCACGACGCUCUCGCUUCGGGCUGCCAGAGCUCGGCUGCCAUCACCGUGGUGUCCUCCGUAUUUGACGAGGCGUUUGCUGCCCAGCUGACCAAGUCGAGCGCUGCCAAGAAGGCUGCGCGAUCUUCAGAGAGGGACGACGACGCCAAAUUCAAGGCCAAAGCCGAGGCGGAUGCAGCGAUGCGCGAAGCGUGGAGGCGACGAAGGAUGCUGUCGCUCAGCUCACGUGGCAGUCAGCGAAGCCGCACUAAGCGCACAACUCGCACCCAGUCAGACAGCGCCAGUGCUCUGCUAAGCCGUCAAGAGAGCUUGCUGUCUCAGCCCAGUGUCUAUUCGGAGCUGACGGCGCCUUCGGACUACGCCUUCCGGGCACCGCUCUUUUCGGAUACCGCUCGAAGCGCUAUGUUGACAAGCUGUGGUGCAAGCACAGUCGAUGAUGUGCCUGAAGAGGCGGAUGCGGAUCAGGAGCGGCAGCUGAAUGCAAAGACCGACGCGAUGAGGAAGAAGGAGGAAGAGGAGGAAGUGCAGAUCAAGAAGCAGCUCAAGAAGCAGGCCAAGAAGGAGGCUAAGCGCGAACAGAGACGUGCAGAGCGACAGAAGGCAAAGCAAGCUGCCGCAGCUGCUACUGCCGCCUCGAGGCCGGUCGUGGAACCGCCUUCGCUUGGCUGGCAUCGAAGUGUCCCUGCCAACCUGUCGACUACGAAUGGCGACGCUGAAGCAGUCAGACGUGUCAUCAGAAAGCAACGCUCCGUCUCACUCGGGGCUGCACGAAGCCAGUUUGCGAUGAUUUCUGCUGACGAUGAUCACGCUACUGCUACUGCUCCGGACUCGCCGUGGACGUCGAGCGAUUCCGACAUCAGCAUUCGUCGAUGGGGAGAGCCUCGUCGAGACGAUUCGGUCCGCCUUCACACUCGUGGUGCGCGCCACCAUCACUCCAACUCGACCCCCGCUGGACUGACCGAUGCAGCGGCAAAUUCCAACAGGCGGAUGCAAUCCAACCAGGCCCGCUCCAAUAGCUACUACUUUGGAAUGGGUGCCGGAAGCGAUCUGAGAGAUCUUCGCUGA
Sporisorium graminicola is the source of this 3342-nucleotide messenger RNA. RefSeq lists its product as uncharacterized. The record is from RefSeq and is a predicted model, not a curated record. The coding region runs from base 1 to 3342 and encodes 1113 amino acids. The transcript has a single exon. NCBI's taxonomy places the organism in Eukaryota, Fungi, Basidiomycota, Ustilaginomycetes, Ustilaginales, Ustilaginaceae.